This is a messenger RNA of Durusdinium trenchii, 1568 nucleotides long. NCBI's taxonomy places the organism in Eukaryota, Dinophyceae, Suessiales, Symbiodiniaceae. The record is from the annotation of a GenBank genome assembly.
GUGAGCCAAAGACAAAGAAGACCAGGAAAGAGAAGGAUCUGGAGGCAGAAGAUGGACAAGGUAGUACUGCUAGCACUGAGGCCGUGUCAACGACACCGACUCCCAUCGACCUUGAAUCAAUGCCUUGCCAGCACUAUGAGGGAGGAUACAGCCAAUGGCGGGAGGAGCCUCAAUAUGAAGACCAGUGGCAGUUUUGGGACUGGCCACCUGCGGACUGGCGUCCCCAAGAACACCAUCGAGCAUACUGGGACAAGUCCGACUACUAUUACCGGUACAACCACUAUGACUAUGGCCAGGAUUGCAGGUACAAAACACCAAACAAGCCUACCAAGCAUUGGUCUUCGCCGGCUCCUACUCUGUCAUCGAUGUCCAGCCGAGAAUCGUUCUCUGCAACAGAGGUGGUGGAAAUGUCUGGUGAGAUGAGUCGAUGCAACACGACACAGAUUGAUGACUUCAAUCGAAGGAUUUGGAACGAUGAUGAUGAGGCACUGGCAGCCUUAGAAGAGCAGGCAAAGGUGGCUGACAAGGAUGUUGAGGAGGCAAAGAGGAAUGAAGCAGCGUUACAAGCAGAAGUUGCUCGGCUUCAGCUUGACGUGGAGAAAGCGGAGAAGGACCUAAAAGCAGCUCAGGUCGAGCGGGACUCACUGUUGGGAGAACGUCAUCAGCUGGUAAAAGAGAAGGCAGCCUUAGAAGAACCUCAUGAGGGUGAGGAAGAAGCAAAGAAGGCAAAGAAUGCAGAAGGUGCAAAGAAGGUUGAGGAGGAGCAAAACAAGGCAGCCUUAGAAGAACUUCGUCGGGCUGAGGAGGAAGCGCAAAAGAAGGAGGCAGAGGAAGCAAAGAAGGCAAAGAAGGUUGAGGAAGAGCAGAAUAAGGCAAAGGAAACUGAGGAUGCAAAGAAGGUUGAGGAGGAGCAGAAGACAGCAGCCUCAGAAGAACUUCGUCGGGCUGAAGAGGAAGCAAAGAAGGCAAAGGAAGCAGAGGAUGAAAAGAAGGUUGAGGAGGAGCAGAAGAAGAAAGCCUCAGAAGAACUUCGUCGGGCUGAGGAGGAAGCAAAGAAGGCAAAGGAAGCAGAGGAUGCAAAGAAGGUUGAGGAGGAGCAGAAGAAGAAAGUCUCAGAAGAACUUCGUCGGGCUGAGGAGGAAGCAAAGAAGGCAAAGGAAGCAAAGGAUGAAAAGCAGGUUGAGGAGGAGCAGAAGACAGCAGCCUCAGAGGAAGCGAAGAAGGCAAAGGAGGAAGACGAUGCAAAGAAGGUUGAGGAGCAAAAGAACAAAGCAGCCUUAGCAGAACAUCGUUUGGCUGAGGAAGCCAAGAAGGCAAAGGAGGCAGAGGAACUUCUAGCAAAAGCAAAGCAGGAUCUUGAACUCGCGAAGUUGCAGGCUGCAAGAACAGAAGAGAAGGGAAAUAAGGCGGUGUCAACACCAGAGGAUGAGGAGCAAAAGAAACUGAAGCUGGCGAGGUUGAAAGUCUUCGAAGAAGCAAAGCUAGAGAAGGAGCAAACAGCCAAGGAUGCUGAAAACCUGAGAAAAGCUCACGAAAAAAAAAGGGCAUUUGCCGCCAUCAUUGGAUGA